UUUUAUGAUUAAGAUGGCGGUUGACUCAUGUUGCUCGAGAGAUCAACUACUAGCCAGAAUGUUCUAGCCCUUUCGUGGUUAAUAGUUAUAAUCGGCUGUGGGCUCUCAGAGAAACAUUGUAGGUUUAAAUACUCUCACGGAAUCUGAGGACACUUCAACAUUGUUUAGGUCAUGUCAGAUAACAGACAGAACAGGAGGUACCCCCAGAGCCUUCAGGGGGUUCUGCAACUGGCAGUAGAUGCUGGAUCAGCUGCAGAGGGUCCUGCUCCUUUAGAGCCCAUGUCAGAGGAGAGAAAAACCUGGCUGAGAGAAGCUCUUUCAGAGAUGUGCAAAGGCCAGCUGGAUGAAGUGGAGCAGGUUAAACAGUGCUUGGUUGUCCUACACAGAGAGGAGCCAGAUGAAAAGGAGCGAGAUGAAGAAGAUGAUGACGAUGAGCGGGAAGCAGCCUUUGAGAUGUUGUCUGAGUUGUGUGAGAAUUUGGACAAUGCUAGAGACCUGAUGGUUCUCGGAGGACUGGACUUGUGCGUCUCCAGGUAUCUGUCUCAUGUCCAGAGUGGGCUGAGGUGGCGGGCUGCCCAGCUCAUUGCUUCCUGUGCUCAGAACAUGCCGCAGGUGCAGGACCACUUACUUAAGAUUGAAGUUCUGCCCAAGCUGCUCCAGUUGACAGAUGCAGACCCAAACCCCACCGUCAGAGUAAAAGCUCUUUAUGCUGUCUCCUGUCUGGUACGAGAGCAGGAGGCUGGUCUCCAGGAGUUUGCAGCUCAUGAUGGCUUCUCAGUUUUGAUGAGAGGCAUGCAGUCAGAAAACGAGAAGCUCAGGACCAAGUCUGCUUUCCUUCUGCUAAGCCUGUUGACCUCACAUCCCGAACAUAAAGAAACGGUUGUGUGUAUGGGGAUGGUGCAGCAGCUGGUGUCUGUUCUCCGCUCACCACACUCAUCCUUUCAUGAACAUGUGCUGGGAGCUCUUUGCUGUUUGGUGCAAGAUUUUCCACAAGGCCUCAAAGAGUGCAGAAAUCCCACUCUGGCUCUAGAGGAAUUACUCAAGCAGCGUGCCGAAGAACUCCAGGGAAAAGAAGAGAGUCAGGAAGCACUCGAUUUCUGCGAUCAGCUGAGAGUUUUGUGUUUCAGCGGGCAGCAAUCGGACGAUAAUGGGAUGGAUCGCUAAAACAAAUGUUAUUUUUUUAUUUUCACUCAUGUUAGCAUCAGAACAAAAAAGGUAUCAGAUCAUUCAUGAGCCAAAUCAUGAAAAAGGAGCAACAUGUUUGUCUGUUUUGGGACUAUUUUCUGUUUAUUUUUUGCAUGUAAUCCAGGAGCUGCAUUACACUGUAAAUACUGUAUAAAGUUACAUUUCAAGACUUCCAUGUUUGCUCUUUUAAAAGUUUCUUGUAAAAAGAAACAUAUUCUACAUUAACCAGUAUGGAGUUUGUACUUUUAUUUUCCUGUUAACAGACAUCCAGAUGUUUGUUUAUGUGUAUAAAUGUGUAUAAAUGUAUCUAAAUGUUGGGAUAAAAGUCUGAAAUAUUAAA
This is a messenger RNA of Nothobranchius furzeri (turquoise killifish), 1525 nucleotides long. It is a transcript of the gene hspbp1, whose product is annotated as HSPA (heat shock 70kDa) binding protein, cytoplasmic cochaperone 1. Gene Ontology annotation, molecular function: adenyl-nucleotide exchange factor activity. Lineage: Eukaryota; Metazoa; Chordata; Actinopteri; Cyprinodontiformes; Nothobranchiidae. The record is from RefSeq and is a predicted model, not a curated record. Gene Ontology annotation, cellular component: endoplasmic reticulum.